Messenger RNA from Aethina tumida (small hive beetle), 3454 nucleotides. Its product is annotated as sorting nexin-25-like. The coding region runs from base 142 to 3000 and encodes 952 amino acids. Gene Ontology annotation, cellular component: intracellular membrane-bounded organelle. The record is from RefSeq and is a predicted model, not a curated record. Gene Ontology annotation, molecular function: phosphatidylinositol binding. Lineage: Eukaryota; Metazoa; Arthropoda; Insecta; Coleoptera; Nitidulidae. The transcript is spliced from 14 exons.
AUCAAUUCAAUUGUUGACAUAUGGGUGUAAAAACAAUAAAUAUGUUGAGAUAUUUUAUAUCAUUGACUGAGAUAACAAUACAUAACAAAACCACCCACUUAUAAUGUGUAAAUAACUGCCUACAGGGAAAAUUAACAAAGGAUGAACAUGUACAUGUAUUUAAUACCAGCUUCUGUAGGACUUUUAGCAAGCAUUUUAAUUUACCCCUUUUUCUUCAAAGUAACAUUCUUUAUACUGUUGAUAAUCCUGAGCAUUGUGCUCGGGUUGUUAACAGCACUAUGGAUACAUUUAGUGCUUUCGACCCCACACAAGGGUACAUUAGGUGCAGAAAAUACGUUAACACAAAUGGAAUCAUUUAGAACAAAGCUCAUGAAAGACUAUGAAACUUACACUUCAGCUAAACCUUCAGCACAACUACCUCCAGUCUUUGGUAGGACUGUUGACAGUCUCCUUCAGCAACUAUUAGAUUUUACUUUAAGAGAUUAUAUUUCUGUGUAUCUAAAUGAAUAUGCUUAUGACUUUAAAAUGUUAGAAUAUACAAUUAAGGAGGAUAUGUGGGGUGCUAUACAGAAUUUACAUGAUCGAUUCACUAGAGUGGAUGAGGCCAAAUUAAUUGCAGUAGAUAUUGUGACCAAACUAACUGAACAUUUUGAAGAAAUAAGAGAAGCUAAAAUGCACAUGUUGGAAGGAGACAAACCUUCUUUUAAACUGGCAAAAUAUGUAAUUUCUUCUGAUAAAGAAUUAGAAUAUCUUAGAAACAUUAGUGAGUUGUUUAUUAUGUUUUUGUUGCCAAGAAGUUAUUCAUUAACACCUACAAAAUAUUUUUUAAGAGAGAUUUUAACUUGUAAAGUAAUUAAACCAUUCAUAGAUAAUAUAACUGAUCCUGACUUCUUCAACCGCCACGUAAUUUUAUAUAUAGAAGCACAAGAAAACGAUUCACGUACGCACAUGAAGAGCAUAGAAAAUGCCAAAUCAUUUGAGGACGUGAUGAAAAUCAUUCACUCAACUGAUGAUAUAGAAGCACUAAAAUCUUUAAGGUAUAACAUAGUUACUAGAUUAAUGCAGGCAACAACACUACAAAACUUAAACAGAGCCAAAGGGGUGGACUUAGACAAUGACAAAAACACUCUAAGUUCAGCAGGUGUUCAAAAAUCAGACUUGACAGCGGCCAGAAAACUGAAAAAGUACAUAAAUCAAUUGACCUACGCAAAAAAAGAGUGCGAAAAGAAACUGACAAUGCUGGGCUGGGACUUGGGGUACCAAUUUUCGGACGACGUCAAUAAAAUUCUGCCUUUACCGACAAUAAUGGAUCACGUGUUGGGUCGGAAGUACUUGACGCAGUUCCUGGAGACUUUGGCCAGUCAGGAUUUGGUCAGGUAUUGGAUUUCGGUGGACGAACUGCGGACAGCACAGAGGAAAAACUGGCAUCAGUUGGGUGCGGAGAUUUUUUACACGUUUAUCCGAAAUCCCCGGUCCGAAAUCAAAGUCGACAAAAACACGAGAAAAAGAAUGGAAGCCUUCUUAUUGGGCGAUAAAGGGCCGGAAGUUUUUUACGAAGUCCAGUGCCAAGUAGUCCAGACAAUAGAGGAUAAAUAUUAUCAGCCGUUUUUAAUUAGUGAUUAUUAUAAGGAGAUGAUCAUUGCAAUAGAAAAAGAAGACGACAUAUCAGAAAACGAAAAUCGAAAAUCACUGGAAGAAAAAAAUAUAAUGAUAGACUCCUCGGGAUCCGUCGACAGCGGUUUAAAUGUCGGUGAUCACUCCAAUUACGCAAGAAGGAAACUGGACCAGUUACAAGAACGUUUGACCAAUAAGACUCAGGCCCUUGAGUCGCUGAAAAGUUCACUCAGGCCGGAAUCCAAGGUGCUAAAGAAGCUUGAGAAGGAAGUGGAAUGGUUGCAAGGCGAGCAAAGGCAAUUGGAAGCCCACCUGAACAGAACCGAGGAGUGGGGCGAAAAUUUGGGCAAAUGGCGUGCUCAAGUCCAAAGCGCUGAUAUUCCAGAUGAAAAGGAACCGCCACAGUUUGUUCUGGUGGUGCACAUAGAAAACGACAAUGAGAAUGACGAGGAGGCAAUCAGCACUGGUUGGGUGGUUUGCAGGAGUCUGAGCCAGUUUCAGGAGCUGCACAAAAAACUACGGCCUAUGUGUACAGAAAUACGUAGCCUGGAACUGCCCUCGAACACUUUCAAGUUUCUCUUUGGUAAAAUCGAUAAGCCAACCUUAGAAAAAGCAAAACAACAAAUACAAAAAUAUUUAGAUUUCGUUUUAAAAGACGAUCGUUUGAAUCAAAGCGAAGCUGUGUAUUCCUUCUUGAGUCCUAGUUCUGAGCAUCUGAAACAAUCAUCUCCUAAUCCUAAGAAGUCGCGUUUCUUCUUUUCAACUCUAUUUAAAAGUGGUAACGAACAAAACAAAGACGCGUUUUUCAUCCUCAAAGACGUGGAAGAUGAGGACAUGUCCCAAAUUCCAGAACAGUGUAACAUAGACACGGUAGAUUUCGUCAGAAGCAACGGAAGCAUCCCAAAUAAAGUGGUUGAAGAUAGCAGGGACCCCAUUGCAGAACCUUUGUUUGCUUUGCUCAGCGAAUUAUUUGAUAUGAAAGGCUUCUUUAAGUAUCUUAGAAAAACCCUAAUAGGGUUUGUACAAGUUACAUACGGCAGAAAUAUUAACAAACAAAUCCACGAGACUAUAAACUGGUUGCACUCUGAUCAAAUGUUGCACUAUUACAUAACGUUGAUACUGAAAACUUUUUGGCCUGGUGGAGCUUUGGCUGAGAGGGAACCAACAAGAUCCGAAGAAGAAAAACGUGAGGCGGCUAAACGAGCACGCAAUUUGUUCGUUAACAACGUACCUGAAUUACUGACUACUUUGGUCGGCAAUACCGCUGCUAAGAAUGGUGCUAGGACUGUGUUUGAUGCUCUUCAACAUAAGGAUUUAAACAAACAGCUAUUCUAUGAAAUAUUUGAGGUUGUUAUGGACUCAGCAUUCCCAGAGUUAAAAGUCUAGUGUAUUUUUAUACUAUUUCAUCAUGCAAUCAGUAUUGACUUUCCAAAGAAUAUUUUAUUUUGUUAUUUGUACCAUAUCUAUAAAAAGACGUUGCACAGACUCUUUGAGAUUCUUAUUCAUUGUGUUAGUGUUGAUACGAAUUUGUUGAAGUUUUAUAUAAAUUAAUGUAGUUUUUAAAAAUUAUUUAAUUUUAUAUCAAAAGACAAUAAUUGUGCUUGUGAUUAUUUAAAGACUUUAACGAUAUAAUAAAGUCUAGUCAAAUUUGACCAUGAAUUAUUUAUUUUACUUCAAAAUAAUGAUUGUUUUAAAUUUAAAAUGUUUAUGUAGAUGAACGAGAAUCUCUGUUCUGCAGCUAUAUUUUCAAAUAAUCUAUUAACUUUUUAUAUGAAAUGUAUAUGUGAUCUUUAUAUGUGUAUGUAUGUACAAAAUAUAAAUAAACUAUAUGAUCUGUGUA